Molecule: messenger RNA, 5723 nt
Organism: Numida meleagris (helmeted guineafowl)
Lineage: Eukaryota; Metazoa; Chordata; Aves; Galliformes; Numididae
Gene: WDR90
Product: WD repeat domain 90
Exons: 42
Cellular component (GO): centriole
Molecular function (GO): protein binding
Source: RefSeq, a predicted model, not a curated record
CACGAUGAUGCCGUCGUGUCCCCGUGCGUGGUGUCCUCCACGCGUCGCGUCCCCGCAGCGUGGCAGAGCCCCUACCUGAACGUCUUCAAGCACUUCCGCGUGGAGGAAUGGAAGCGCUCCGCCAAGGAGGGGGACGUCACCGCCGUGAUGGACAAGAAGCUGAAGGGGACGGUGUACCGCAUCCGGGGCUCCAUCCCCGCCAGCAACUACCUGCAGCUGCCCCGCACCGCCUCCCAGUCUCUGGGGCUGUGCGGCCGCUACCUCUACCUGCUGUUCCGGCCCCUGCCCCGCAAGUACUUCGUGGUGCACCUGGACGUGGCCACCGAGGAGAACCAGGUGGUGCGCGUCUCCUUCUCCAAUCUGUUCAAGGAGUUCAAAUCCACGGCCACGUGGCUCCAGUUCCCCUUCAUCUGUGGGGCAGCCAGGGGCUGGCUGCACGACAGCACGGCCAGGGCUUCCAGGCGAGACCUGGUGGGAGCAGCCCCUGCCGACGCGCGCUGGACGUGCCUGGUGCUUGACCUGCACUACGUGCUCUCCCUGUACCUGAGCCGGCGGUACAGCCACCUGAGGAGCAUCAAGCUCUGCUCCAACCUGCUGGUAAAAAACGUCUGCACGAGCGACUUGCUGUUUGAGCCAGGUGUGACGCUCUCGGAGGCUCGCCAUGCCAGCCCAGCCUGCCAUGGGGCAGCUCCAAUGCCGCGGGACAUGGCCUUCCCAGUGCCCAAGGGGGGGAAGUGGCACGACCACUACGACUACAUCAGGUUCCCACCCGAUGGCUGCAGGCUGCCCUACGACUCCAUCCAGAGGAGCUGCUCCAGUCCUGCGGCAGGUGACCACAGGUCAGAGGAGCCCCUCGGCCAGCUGCCCCAGCCGGUGACGUUCACCAAAGCGGUUCGUGACCGGCUGUCCCUCGUGCAGCAGAUCACCAGUCCCAAAGCCAUGCCACACCGGUGCCCUGCAGCUGCGGGAAGCAUCCCUGAGGUUCACCUGGCAGCCCCAGAGGCCCUGCGUGCUGGGGACAGGGAGGCAGAGGAUGGCACACUGCGUGGCCUGGGGGACUCCAGGCGGUCCCUGGCCGUCAGUGACGGCGGCAUCCACGUGUACGCGCACCGGAGGAGCGAGCGAGCCGCCCAUGCCACCCGUGCGGGCUCAGAGGAGGGCGUGCACAGGAAGGGCUCCAGCGCAGACACACCAGCUGGUGGGAGAGCAUCUCGCUGCAGGAGCUUCUUACCAGAUCCGAUCCUGAAGCUGAGGAAGGUGAUUGGCUUUGGGGGCUGCAGCACCAAGUGGGCGCUGUGGACUCAGGACAACUCUGCAGUGGUCUACCCCUGCCACGCACUGAUAGUAACCCUGCAGAUUCAGACCGGCGAGCAGAGGUUCUUCACCGGGCACACGGAUAAGGUGUCGGCGCUGGCGUUCAAUGGGAGCAGCACCCUGCUGGCCUCGGCGCAGGCGGGUCCCCUGGGCGUGCUGCGCCUCUGGGACUUCCCCAAGGGCAGCUGCCUGGCCGUGUUUCAAAGCCACGUGCGGACCCUGCUGUCCCUCAGCUUUUCCUACAGCGGAGCCGUUCUCUGCGGCGUCGGGAAGGAUGGCCACGGCAAAACGAUGGUGGUGGUGUGGAACACUGCCCGGGUGACCCGCGGCGGAGAGGUGCUGGUGCUGGCCAAAGCCCACACGGACGUGGACAUCCAGACCUUGAAGAUUGCUUUUUUUGAUGAUACCAGGAUGGUGUCGUGCGGCCGGGACAGCGUGAGGCUGUGGCGAGUGCGGAGCGGAGCGCUGCGCUCGUGUCCCGUCAACCUGGGCGAGUACCACGCGCUGGAGUUCACCGACCUGGCCUUCGAGGAGGGGCACUGGGCUGCGCGCGAGCCCGACGACCGCACGCUCUUCGUCUGCAGCAGGAGCGGCCACGUCCUGGAGGUGGACUACAAGAACAUCUGCGUGCGGAGCGCGCGGCGCCUGCUGCCCGCCCAGCUGCAGGACGGGGCAGGCCCUGGCAUUGCUAUCAACAGUAUCAGCAUCUCCUCGACCUUGUGUGCCACGGGCUCUGCGGACGGCUGCCUGCGCCUGUGGCUGCUGGACUUCUCGGCCGUUGUGCUCGAAGCAGAGCACGAGGCGCCGGUGAGCUCUGUCUGCAUCAGCCCUGACGGCCACAAAGUCCUGUGCACGACCACAGCCGGGAACCUGGGCUACUUGGACAUCCAGACCCGGGGCUACAGCACCCUGAUGCGCUCCCACGAGCAUUCCAUUUUGGCCUUCUCGGUGGAGGGAGUUGGGAAGCAGAUGGCGACGGUGUCUCAGGAUAACACCAUCCGGGUGUGGGACCUCGUGUCCACGCAGCAGCUGUACGACUUCACAGCUGCCGAUGAGACGCCGUGUGCUGUGUCCUUCCACCCCACCCAGCGGAUCCUCGCCUGCGGCUUCGACAGCGGCGUGGUGCGGACCUUCAGCUUGACUGCCUCCGACCUCCUGGCAGAGCACAAGCAGCACCGCACUCGGAUCGCUGGGCUCACCUUUUCUCCAGAUGGCAACUUCAUGUUCAGCUCCUGUUUGCAGGGAACUCUGGCUCUUUACAGCAGCGUGGCGCGGAAAAGCCGUGUCCUGAGAGUCCUGGGUAACGUGGUGGCCCGGGAUGCUGGCAGCGGUCCUGAUGCUUUGGUGCUCAGCGGGGACAGCCGCCUCCUGGCCUUUGUGGGGCCCUCCAAGUACGUUGUGACCGUGAUGGAGGCCUGCUCUCUGGAUGAGCUGUUGAGGGUGGACAUCAGCGUCCUUGAUUUGAACAGUACGGUCUUGGACUCUGCAGUGAGAAUCUGCUUUGCUCCUGUGUCACAAGGAGAGCUCCUGGUGUCCACUUCUUCCAACAAAAUCCUUGUGCUUGAUGCAAAAACAGGACGGCUGGUGCGAGAGGUGCCCCCCGUGCACAAGCUGUCCUGUUCUUCCUUGGCGCUGAGUGAGGACGCCAGGUACCUGCUCACUGCUGGCGACAAGGUUAUCAAAGUGUGGGACUAUCGGAUGCGCUUCGACACCAACUUCCAGGUGUACAUCGGCCACUCGGAGCCUGUGCGCCAGGUGGCCUUCACCCCGGACCAGCAGCACGUUGUCAGCGUUGGAGAUGCCAUCUUCCUCUGGGAUUUCCUGGCUGUGCCUGCAGAGAGGUCUCCCCCAGCCCUGGCUUGUUCCUCCGAGUCCCCUCUGCUGCCUGCAGCAGAAGAGAGCUCUGAGAAGCUGAAGGAUGUGUCUGAUGUACCUCGGCAGACAAUUCCUCUUCCACUGUUGUCCUCACCACCCUGUCUGGAUGCCAGCUCUGCCCACCUAGCGGGAUGUCAAAGUAUUUUCUCAGAGUCAGACAGAGAGGAGGAGGCCGAUCUGCCCAGCAGGGUGGUGGAAAACGGAGGCAAAGACGCCUCGGUCCUCGUGGCAGAGCCGGCCAGGAGCGAGGAGCUUGUCAUUGUGAGACCCAAAGUGAGGCCGGAGAGCUGCAGGCCUCCCGCACCAUUGGCAAAUGAACCCAGAAAGGAGAGCAAAAGUCCCAAGUCCCGGUGCUGCGUCCUCCCAGAUUCGUACCGGCAUUUCACUCCUCGCUUUAAGGCCUCCGUGCUCCCCCAGAGUUUCUCGUCUCCUCCAGCUGGCAACGAGGUCUUGAAGCUGAAAGCGGUGAUCGGCUACAAUGGGAAUGGCAGAGGGAACAUGGUGUGGGACCCGGACACAGGCUUCUUCGCCUACACCUGUGGCUGUGUCAUCGUGGUUGAAGAUCUGCACUCAGGGUCACAGAGUCACUGGCUUGGCCACGUCGAGGAGAUCUCUACGCUUGCCAUCAGCCACGAUGCCCAGGUUCUGGCUUCUGCCUCGGGAAAGAGAGAUGGAGACUCCCAUUGUCAGAUCUGCAUCUGGAACACGCAGGAUGGGGUUUGCACAGCAAGGCUCUUCCACCACGAGACGCAAGUCCAAGCCAUGGCGUACUCUCGGGAUGACAGGUUCCUCGCUACCGUGGGGGACUACAAUGACCAAACCAUUGCUCUGUGGAGUACCUACACUUACGAACUCCUGUCGUCGACUCGUAUCUCGGAGCCAGUCCAUGACAUGGCUUUUAGUCCUUUUUCUCACAGAGAAAUGGCCUGCGUGGGGAAGGGAGCGGUUACGUUUUGGCUGCUGGAGCAGCGCGGGGCUGACAUCGAUCUCAAGGUUCAUCGGGCCCCUGCGCCCGAAGUGUUAGGCCCGGUGGAGCUGACGUCUCUGUGCUAUGGGGCUGACACCCUUCUUUACAGCGGGACCAACUCGGGCCAGGUCUGCGUGUGGGACACGGAGACUAAUCGCUGCUUCAUGACGUGGGAGGCCGAUGAGGGCGAGAUCGGUGUGCUGGUGUGCCGGUGCAACAAGCUGGUGAGCGGCAGCAACACGAAGCGCAUCCGCCUGUGGGCAGUGGGGGCCAUGCGGGAGCUGAGGCUGAAGGGGCCCGAGGCCAGGAGACCUAGCUCGGUCGUGCUGGAACAUGAGAUCACCCUGGAUGGGACGAUAGUCAGCAUGGCCUUCGAUGACUCUUUAGAAAUGGGAAUCGUGGGCACCACUGCAGGAACGCUGUGGUACAUCAACUGGAUGGAGAGCACGAGCAUCCGGCUCAUCAGUGGCCACAAAAGCAAGGUGACCGAGGUGUCCUUCAGUCCUGACGAGACUCACUGUGCCACGUGUGGGGAAGAUGGCAGCGUGAGGGUUUGGUCCCUGGGCAGAAUGGAGCUGGUGGUACAGUUUCAAGUGCUGAACCAGAGCUGCCACUGCCUGGCCUGGAAGCCCCACCCCAGCACUGGAUGGGAAGCUGAGAGCCAGCAUGUAGUGGCAGGGUACAGUGAUGGCACCAUCCGUGUCUUCAGCAUUUCCAGGACAGAGAUGGAGCUGAAAAUGCACCCCCAUGCCACUGCACUGACAGCAAUUGCCUACUCCACAGACGGAGAAAUGAUCUUAUCGGGGGGCAAGGAUGGGCUGGUGGCUGUCAGCAGCCCUCGCACCGGAAUGACCAUCCGCAUCCUGGCUGACCACAGAGGCUCCGCUAUCACCGUCCUCCAGUGCAUCAGGAAGCAGUACCAUGACUUUGGGGUGGAAGGAGGUGAGCUGUGGCUGGCUGCCAGCUCGGACCGGCGAGUCAGUGUUUGGGCCUCCGACUGGCUGAAGGAUAAGUGUGAGCUCCUCGACUGGCUUAGCUUCCCUGCUCCUGCCAGCCCCGAGGGUCUUGGCAGCCUCCCACCCAGCCUGGCUGCGUUCUGCCCUUGGGAGCACGGUACCCUGGUCUACGUCGGCUUUGGGAUGCAGAGGGAAGCCUUGUUUUACAGCCUGCGCAAGAAACAGGUCGUUGAGAAGAUCUCCUUGCCAUACUUUGCCACAUCACUGAGCCUGUCUCCUGCAGCACGCUUCAUGGCUGUCGGCUUCAGCGAGCGGCUCCUCCGGCUGCAGCGCUGCCCGGCGGGCCUGCCCCAGGACUACGCUGGCCACGACGACGCCGUCCACCUGUGCCGCUUCGCCCCCGCCGGCCGCCGCUUACUGACGGCCUCGCACAGCGCCGUGCUCGUCUGGGAGCUGCUGGCCGCCUGAGGCGCGGAGCGGCCGCGCCCCGGGCCGGGCUGCGGCUCCACGCCAGACCCCGGCUCAGCCCCCGCCUAGGCCGCAGCCCCUGCGGUGGGGCGUGGGACUCUCCGAGACUGCUGUGGUGUUUAUUUAUGUCGCGCGAUUUCCUC